Pyrus x bretschneideri (Chinese white pear) is the source of this 609-nucleotide messenger RNA. RefSeq lists its product as uncharacterized. The transcript is spliced from 2 exons. NCBI's taxonomy places the organism in Eukaryota, Viridiplantae, Streptophyta, Magnoliopsida, Rosales, Rosaceae. The coding region runs from base 1 to 609 and encodes 202 amino acids. The record is from RefSeq and is a predicted model, not a curated record.
AUGGCGACUGCUGCGAACUCCUCCAAUUCUCCUUCUUCACCUAAUUCCCCAGUGAAUCUCCCUCCCAGCGAGAUCUCUAAUCCUUCAAUCAUGUCGAUUUCCAUUGCGAAUGUUGCUGGAAUGAUUUGGACAAAGCUCAAUCGUCAGAACUACAUCACUUGGCGCAAUCUCUUCAUUCCUGUACUGAAACGUUUCAAGCUUCUUGGCCUCGUCAAUGGUGAGGGUCUCUACCCUCCUGAAUUUAUCAACUUAACACUCUCCGAAGAUCUUCUUCCUUUGACUAUUGGAACGGAAGACUCUCGUUCCCUUUGGCAGUCUCUUAAGCAUCAGUUCUCUGGUGCUUCACGUAUACAUGUUCACGGCCUUCGACCAAAGAUUCAAACGAUUCAGAAAUGUGACUCUUCUAUGACUGAUUAUCGUAGUUCGAUCAAAGAUAUCUCUAAUAAACUUGCUGCUGCUAGUAAACCAAUUUCUGAAUCAGAUCUCGUUGCAUACAUUUUAUUUGGUUUUCCUGAUGACUAUGAGUCAUUUGUUGACUUUAUUGAGACUUGCAAUGAGUCUGUGACAGCUAAUGAACUUCAUAACCUUCUAUUGAGCAAAGAGAUCUAG